AUGUGCUGUGACCUUCUGCCAAGUUCCGUGGAUAAAAAUCUAUUGUGGUGGUUAAGGUUAUUUAAUAUGUGUACCGCUUACUUCCUGCCCGUAUCUGUUCGGAGCUGUUGCUAUGUGCACGAUGAAUUUACUGAGAUAAGGUCUCUAGAAUUCAGAGACAGAAAUAACAUUGUAUCCGUUAGUACAAAUAUUGAGAAAAUGGCACCAAAAGACUUAAAGAAAGAGACAGCAAGACUGCAAUUAGUUGACGAGGGCCAAUGGCGGCGCGUGCGCAGACAGGUGGCGACUCAGUGCUGUGACAGGGCAUGUACUGUGGCAGACAUCAUCACUUACUGCCCCAACGAUGCUAAGCUCGUACAAGAGAAUCCUGAAAUAUUUGAAUAA
Molecule: messenger RNA, 384 nt
Organism: Spodoptera exigua (beet armyworm)
Lineage: Eukaryota; Metazoa; Arthropoda; Insecta; Lepidoptera; Noctuidae
Source: the annotation of a GenBank genome assembly